Messenger RNA from Danaus chrysippus (African queen), 1665 nucleotides. NCBI's taxonomy places the organism in Eukaryota, Metazoa, Arthropoda, Insecta, Lepidoptera, Nymphalidae. The record is from the annotation of a GenBank genome assembly.
AUGGCCGUCGCAGCAGCUCAGAAAAAUCGCGAAAUGUUCGCCAUCAAGAAGUCCUACAGCAUUGAGAACGGCUAUCCAUCCCGCCGUCGUUCACUGGUAGACGAUGCCCGUUUCGAAACCCUGGUAGUCAAACAGACCAAACAAAGUGUACUUGAAGAAGCUCGUGCCCGUGCUAAUGACUCUGGUUUGGAUUCCGAAUUCAUCCAAGAUGUCUCUCAAAUUGAUGAUGCCGAGAAGACCGAAGGUGUCCAAAACGAAGACUGUAAAAACGGUCACCUUGAUGGAGAUAGCGAGACUGGUACAAAAUCAGAUGAAGAUUACACUCUUACUGAAGAGGAAGUUAUUUUACAAAAUGCUGCAAGUGAAAGCCCUGAAGCAGAACAGGUGAUUCAAAAAGCAGCUUUACUUCUACGUAUGCGAGAUGGGAUGGGCUCUCUUGCUCGCAUUCUUAAAACAAUUGAUAACUAUAAAGGUUGUGUUGAACAUCUUGAAACUCGGCCCUCCCAAAUAUCAGGAGUCCAAUUUGAUGCUCUCGUAAAGGUCAGCAUGACCCGCAUCAACCUGCUCCAGCUUAUCCGGGCACUCCGUCAAUCAACCUCAUUUGCCGGUGUAAAUUUGCUUUCGGAUAAUAUUUCAAACAAAACUCCAUGGUUCCCUCGUCAUGCUUCCGAUCUUGACAACUGUAACCAUCUUAUGACCAAAUAUGAACCAGAGCUUGAUAUGAAUCACCCGGGAUUCGCUGACAAGGAAUACAGAGAACGUAGGAAGCAAAUUGCUGCAGUCGCUUUUGCAUACAAGUAUGGUGAUCCAUUCCCAGCAAUUACUUACACUGAAACCGAGAAUGCUACUUGGCAACGAGUAUUCAACACUGUACUGGAUUUGAUGCCAAAACAUGCAUGCCGUGAAUAUAAGGCAGCUUUUGGCAAAUUGCAAGCUGCCGAAAUAUUCGUGCCACACCGCAUUCCCCAGUUAGAGGAUGUAAGCAACUUCCUCCGCAAGCAUACUGGUUUCACUCUGCGCCCAGCUGCAGGCUUACUUACAGCUCGUGACUUCUUGGCUUCUCUCGCUUUUCGUGUAUUCCAAUCGACGCAAUACGUGCGCCAUGCAAACUCACCCUUCCACACUCCUGAACCGGACUGUAUUCAUGAACUAUUGGGACAUAUUCCACUUCUAGCUGACCCAAGCUUUGCUCAGUUUUCACAAGAAAUUGGUCUUGCUUCACUCGGCGCUUCUGAUUCCGAAAUCGAAAAGCUAUCUACGGUUUACUGGUUCACGGUCGAAUUCGGUCUUUGUAAGGAGAAUCAACAACUGAAGGCAUAUGGAGCAGCUCUCCUUUCGUCUAUCGGAGAACUGCUUCAUGCUUUAAGUGACAAGCCUGAACUGCGACCCUUCGAACCAUCUUCUACGUCCAUUCAACCUUACCAAGACCAAGAAUACCAACCAAUUUAUUACGUGGCUGAAAGCUUUGAGGAUGCAAAAGAUAAAUUCAGACGCUGGGUAUCAACUAUGUCAAGACCAUUCGAAGUGCGUUUCAACCCACACACAGAGCGCGUGGAAAUCCUCGACUCCGUGGACAAACUCGAAACACUCAUAUGGCAAUUGAAUACCGAGAUGCUCCACCUCACUAAUGCUAUCAAGAAACUUAAGGAUUCAUCCUUUGACUAG